GCGGACAGAGAGAAGACAGACGCUGAGAGAAAAACGGAGAUGAUGAUGAUGAAGAACCCCAUCAUUCUGGUGGCCUGCGCCUUGCUUUUCUCAUCCCUCGCUGUCCUGGCAUCUCAGAACAUCUUUGGUCCGGAUAAGUGCUGUUUUGCGUUCAUCUCCCAGCCCCUGCCUAAGAAGAAGGUGAUGAGCUACAAAUACACAGACCAGCUGUGUCCAAUGGAUGGUGUGCUCUUCACGAUGCUGAGUGCGCGAGAGAUCUGUGCCGACCCGUCUGUGGUGUGGGUCAAGAAAAUCAUCGAGGCCAAAGACAGAGUCCAGGCUAAAAAAGUGAACAGCUCUGUGUCCAAAGAAACCAACUGACAAAGUGUAAUUUUCGACACCCAACUUUAAAGCAGAGGUGGCGAUGUAGCGGUAACCUGUGAUCUAUCUAUCUGUCCCUAUUUUUAUACAGAUUAUUUUUCUAUUAUCUUUAAAAUACAAUACAAUAUAAUAACAAUACAAAAUAACUCCUCAAUUGACUUCUUUUUUAUUAUCUGUUCUUUUGUCUGUUUUAAUUUGUCUGUCCAUAGAUGUAUUGAAAGACUAGAUGUAAGCUCUUUUACAGUGAACCAUGUACUAAAAUUGUUCUCUGA
Xiphias gladius (swordfish) is the source of this 632-nucleotide messenger RNA. Its product is annotated as C-C motif chemokine 5-like. The transcript has 3 exons. Gene Ontology annotation, cellular component: extracellular region. NCBI's taxonomy places the organism in Eukaryota, Metazoa, Chordata, Actinopteri, Istiophoriformes, Xiphiidae. The record is from RefSeq and is a predicted model, not a curated record. Gene Ontology annotation, biological process: cellular response to type II interferon; lymphocyte chemotaxis; positive regulation of GTPase activity. Bases 40 to 360 code for a protein of 106 amino acids. Gene Ontology annotation, molecular function: chemokine activity; CCR chemokine receptor binding.